ACCAUUAUCUAGCGAAAGAGCGGUGCUAGCAAGUUGAUGAGGCUUCAAUGGGCUUGCAUUCGUUGGGAUUGGGCCUCGCAACAGGAGCCGUUCGCAGAGACGUUCAUCCUGCGGGCGGCGGAUUGGAGGCCGACUGCACCGUGGCGUAGCUGGGGGCAAUGUCAUAGGAUCCGGUUCCGCGACGCGCCGCCUCCCCUUUCGCGGUUUCAGCAAAGCGAAGCACGGCGCCUGCCUCGAGCAAACCCUUGCCCUCUCGUUUUCCUCCGCUGCCUCCCCUCGACUGGACUGGGGUGGAGUUCUGUCGGGACGUGGAUUAGUUUCUGCUUUCGUUGGUUUGUGUUCCCAGCGAAGCCUCAAAACAUUCCUCGAGGAAGUAUGCCUAAGAUAAAGACGAGCCGUGUUGAAUAUCCUGAAGGUUGGGAGCUUAUUGAACCUACAAUCCGUGAGUUGGAUGCCAAAAUGAGAGAAGCUGAAAAUGAUCCACAUGAUGGAAAGAGAAAGUGUGAAGCUCUCUGGCCAAUUUUCCGUAUUUCUCAUCAAAGAAGCCGCUACAUAUAUGAUCUUUACUACAGGAGGAAGGAGAUAUCAAAGAAGCUGUAUGAAUUUUGCCUGGACCAGGGUUAUGCAGACCGUAAUCUGAUUGCAAAGUGGAAGAAGCCGGGUUAUGAGCGCCUUUGCUGCCUUCGUUGCAUACAGACACGUGACCACAAUUUUGCAACUACAUGUGUCUGCCGGGUCCCCAAGCACCUCAGGGAGGAGCAAGUUAUAGAAUGUGUCCAUUGCGGCUGCAAGGGAUGCGCCAGCGGUGACUAAUCUUGUCAUUAUGCCGUUGGGCACAUGACUCAUCGUCGUAUUCUAACCACUCGAGAUGUCUCGUGAGGAUGGGCUGAUAAAGAGCAAACGCUGUCUAGUGAGGUGAUUCGCAAUUUCGCAUGAAUGUAUUUUAAUCUUUAAGCUCAGGGAUGACUAUAUUUCCUGACGUUGUGUUCCCAACUGUUGUACCAUUGACUUGUUAUGUACUGUGAUGAUUUUGCCUCGUGCAAUUCAUGCUUAUACUAAUUUAUUAAAACUCCUGCGCUGUAGUAUCA
Messenger RNA from Phragmites australis (common reed), 1088 nucleotides. RefSeq names its product protein BUD31 homolog 1-like. Gene Ontology annotation, biological process: mRNA splicing, via spliceosome. The coding region runs from base 37 to 813 and encodes 258 amino acids. Lineage: Eukaryota; Viridiplantae; Streptophyta; Magnoliopsida; Poales; Poaceae. The record is from RefSeq and is a predicted model, not a curated record. The transcript is spliced from 4 exons. Gene Ontology annotation, cellular component: spliceosomal complex; nucleus.